Molecule: messenger RNA, 2319 nt
Organism: Quercus robur (English oak)
Lineage: Eukaryota; Viridiplantae; Streptophyta; Magnoliopsida; Fagales; Fagaceae
Product: subtilisin-like protease SBT1.5
Exons: 1
Coding region: 1-2319 (772 amino acids)
Biological process (GO): proteolysis
Molecular function (GO): serine-type endopeptidase activity
Source: RefSeq, a predicted model, not a curated record
AUGGGCCACUUUCAUCAGCUUGUUACUUUCAUUGUGCUCCUUAUGCUCUCCAUUGUUUCCUGCAAACCUAAUCUCCAAUUAAACACCCACCAAACCUUCAUUGUCCGAGUCCAAAACAACCUUAAACCUAAACGAUACUCUAAUCACAAAACAUGGUAUGAGUCUACCCUUAAAAGUCUCAGUUCCAGUAUUAACUCUAGUAACUCCCAAACCCAACACAACCAUGGCUUGCUCCAUGUGUACAACACCGUCUUUCAUGGUUUCUCAGCCAGAUUCACACCUCAACAAGCUGAAGAACUCACAAAUCGCCCUGAAAUACUUUCGGUCCUCCCCGAUCGGCUUCUCCAACUCCAAACCACACGUACACCUCAAUUCAUGGGACUUAUUGGUACCAAAGACAAACAUGGUAUCAUCAACGAGUCUGAUUCAGGUUCCAACGUCAUCAUCGGAGUCCUCGACACUGGUAUAUGGCCCGAACAUGUUAGCUUCAAUGACCAAGACCUUGGACCCAUACCUUCUCACUGGAGAGGCAAAUGCGAUGGUGGUGACAACUUCCCUGAAAACCUUUGCAACAAAAAGUUAAUCGGUGCACGCUACUACUCAACCGAGUUCUACGAACAACAACAGCAAGGUUCAGCCCGAGACACCCUUGGCCAUGGAACGCACACAACAUCCACAAUCGCAGGACGACAUGUCCCUAACGCUUCCUUCCUCGGCUUUGCCCAAGGCGUUGCAAAUGGGGUUGCACCCAAAUCAAGAAUUGCAGUGUACAAGGUGUGUUGGGAAGAUGGUUGUUCAGCUUCCGACGUUCUUGCUGGGAUCGACGCCGCUGUAGAAGAUGGUGUCGACGUUAUAUCAAUUUCCAUAGGUGGCGACCCUUUGCCAUACCAUGAGGAUCCGAUUGCUAUAGGCGCUUUCAGUGCUAUAGAGAAAGGAGUUUUAUUUUCCGCUUCAGGUGGUAACAGUGGUCCAACUGAUUCCACCAUAACAAACGUAGCACCUUGGAUAACCACAGUGGGAGCAAGCACCAUUGAUAGGAGAUUCCUUGCAGAUCUAGUUCUUGGAGAUGGUAGCGUCAUUACUGGAUCAUCGCUCUACAAAGGCGAUGGUUUACCGGAAGGGAAGUAUCUACCAUUGAUUUACGCGGGAAAUGCAUCCAAUUCCAAUAUUGUUGCUACUUGCUUGGCUGGUACGUUAAAUAAGGAUUUGGUACGUGGUAAGAUCGUGCUGUGUGAUCGUCGUGAUGGGCCACGUGUUGAGAAAGCAGAGGUGGUGAGAGAAGCUGGUGGGGUCGGGUUAGUUCUUGCCAACGUGGAACCUAUGGGAGAGGGCUUAAUCGCGGACGCAUUUUUAAUUCCUGGACUGGCAAUCACGCAAUCAAAACGUACAACCGUGCUUCGGUACAUAAACUCCAGUAAAAACCCAAAGGCCACCUUGAUUUUCAAAGGGACCCAGUUGGGAGUAAAACCAGCACCCGUGGUUGCUUCCUUCUCUUCCCGUGGGCCCAAUUCGUUAUCUCCAUCAGUUUUAAAACCUGAUAUCAUCGCGCCAGGUGUCGACAUCUUAGCGGCUUGGCCUGACGGUGUACCACCAACUGAAGCAGCAGCUGAUAAGAGGCGAACAGAGUUUAACAUAAUCUCGGGUACGUCAAUGUCUUGCCCACACGUGUCAGGCGUGGCGGCUUUGUUGAAAGGGGCCCACCCUGACUGGUCCCCAGCAAUGAUCAAAUCAGCGUUGAUGACAACAGCCUACACGGACGAUCACAAUGGAAAGACUCUAUUGGACGAGAUAGAUUACAGCGUGUCCAGCGUCUUUGGUUUUGGCGCUGGACACGUGGACCCUAAUAAAGCCGUUGAUCCGGGCUUGGUUUAUGAUCUCACGGUGGAUGAUUAUUUGAAUUUUCUUUGUGCUUCCAAUUACAACACUGGGCAAAUCGAAGUGAUCACAAGGAGGCCAGUGAGUUGCAGUGGGGUCCAACGAGUUAACAUGUGGGACCUGAACUAUCCAUCAAUAUUAGUGUCUUUCGAUGCAUCAGCGCCGUCCAAAUCAGAGGUUGUGGUUAAUCGAACGGUUACAUAUGUUGGUGAUGGUGAUUCAACCUACACUGUAAAUAUCACCAAUCCCAAAGGUGUUACCGUGGCCGUUGAUCAAGAGAAGCUGAUUUUCAAGAAGAAAGGUCAAAAGCAGAGCUAUAUGGUAAGAAUUUCGUCUGAGAAAGUGGGGCUGCAUCAUAAUUACAGUGGGAGUGAAUCUGGUCGUCUAGUGUGGACAGAUGGGAAGCACCAAGUCACUUCUCCCAUUGUAGUGACAUGGUCGUAA